This is a messenger RNA of Polypterus senegalus (gray bichir), 1636 nucleotides long. RefSeq names its product transmembrane protein 42a (gene tmem42a). NCBI's taxonomy places the organism in Eukaryota, Metazoa, Chordata, Cladistia, Polypteriformes, Polypteridae. The transcript is spliced from 3 exons. The coding region runs from base 99 to 566 and encodes 155 amino acids. The record is from RefSeq and is a predicted model, not a curated record.
GCCGGCCCUCUAAUUGGCAGGUCUGACGCAGUAGUUCCUCAGCGGCGGGAAGCAUGUAGCGAGCGGGUCGAGGAAUUAGGGGCUCUGCGGUCAGGACGAUGUUUCACGGCGUGUUCUACGCAGUGCUGGCGGGUUUUCUUGGCGCAGUCGCCUCGUCUUCAGCGAAACUGUCUCUGGGAGCGGAUUAUCUGAAAGGCGUCUGCGAGAGCGGGCUGAGGUCGUGGGUCGGGGACGAGCGACUCGGCAGAGAGGAGGGCGAGGAUGAAACGACGGCGUGCGACUGGCUUCACAUACCUCUGCGGCUCCUCUGCGGUGGGCUGCUCUUCACCUGUAAUGCUGUGAUGUGGACUUUCUUUGCCAAAGCACUCAGGUACUCCUCCUCCUCUGCCAGAGCCACCGUAACGACGACAGCCUCCAACUUCAUAUCCUCUGCUUUUCUUGGCCAGCUCAUCUUUGGCGAAACGCACGCCGUGCUGUGGUGGGUCGGGAUUUCCCUCACUCUGUCUGGACUGUUGGUGCUGCACAGCGCGGUGCCUCGAGCCAAAGAUGUGAAGAAGGAGCAAUAAGUGACGUCUGAGCCGGACUGGCUGUCACGAAUGCUCCGAUGUGGGCAGCCAGAAGACGCAAGUCCCACCUCGACCCGACUCUGUGCUGUACAAGUUAGUGCCAGGAGUUGUGUGUUUGGCUCCCGCUCCUACUGACUCUUUACUGGAGUUUUGAUGCCAGCUCUGCUCUGCUGCCCAGUUCGUUCACUGUGAUCGAUUUCUAAUGCCUGGACUGGUCCCACUGACCACACACCCCUGUGAUGAUUCAUUUCGAGUGAAGCCUUGAAAACCUCUUAUGCAACUGUAACGGGACGUGCUAGACAUCUUCCUUGUUGUCUGUCCUUUGACUGUUUUAGGCCCAAAGGUGACUCUUUGUUGUCUGUUGUCUCGUGUAAGUCGUCACGUCUGCAGAGAGGUUUGUUUCCUUAUUUCUUACCAGUAAUGCAGUUCCACCUUAAAUGAAGGAAAGGGAAGCAUGUGUCCUCGUCCCUCUUCUUCUGUGUGUGUAUAUAUGUGUGUAGUGGGCACACAGAUGGUGAAAACCCUCAGGCUGCUAGGAGUUUCAGUUAAUGCCGAUAUCCUUCAUAACUUUAUUUGACAAAAAUAAAUCUAUAGAGCUUGUGGUCUUUGACUGACUGACUGAGCACGCAGCUCUCUCUUUAUAGUGGCCUUCCUUUAAAGGCCGCUCUUGUCACGGGUGCUGCUCCGUUGGCUGCUUUAUUAGCUCAGCUUGGAUCAGAUCUUAACCUGCCUCCCUAGGCUUGGUCCGGGGGUCACCUUCUCACAGGAAUACCCCUUGGAGGUUGUGGGGGGACAGGCUUGAAUGUGUGGAGGCCCCAAACUGCUCACCUUCCACUUUCUUAAUUGCUUUCCAUUCACGGAAUCUCCUGGAUUUGCUCAUUCACAGUUUGCCGCGUGUUUUGUCUUUGUUGUCUUUUCUUCGACUUUCCCCUUUUGUGUUCUUUAUUGUGUGGUUUGGUCAGAAGGCCUCCCAUCUCGCAGACUCGCCCCUCUUCAUAACGUGUUGUACUUUAUGGCUUCUCCCCACCUUCCCUUCUGCAGUAGAUGACGAGCAGGAGUUAAGUGACAAC